UUGAUACUUUCCGCUUGGCUCGGGGUUCUCAGUCCGUCCGCGCGGACUUCAGUGCCCCGGCCACCAAUGAGGGGCGGCGAAGCGAGCCUGAAGGAAAAGGCUGUUGCUGCCAAGGACACGCUGGGGGCAGAGUAGACAAGUCACCUGGAGCAGCACUGUACUGAAACUCCAUGAUCGGAUGUCUGGGUUCUCCAGAGGCACCGGCCCACCCGAGUCCCUUGAGAGAGUUUCCCAUCCAUCCUAAACUAGGCGUCUUAAGCUUGGCGCGGACUACAUAACCCAGCAUGCGCCGCACGCGCCUCUGGGGCUCGCACUACGAUUAGAUAACCACUACUCUCAACAUGCCUUCUGCAACUGUGCAAGCCAGAGCACCGGGAUCGAGAACUACAACUUCCGACUCGCAUGACAACUGCGGCGGCGCUAUUUAAAAAGCGUCAGAGAGGAGGUGCAUGGCCACGUCCUUCUCUUCCAGUUCCGCUCCCUAGGAUGAGCGGCGAGGAGAAGGGCGGAGCCUUAGGCCUGAGCUAAGAUGGCGGCUGCGAAGCUAAGCCCCGCGGACUCGCUCUCAUUCUGCCUCGCGCAGCUCACGGCGGCGGCCGGGGAGGGUCUAGGUGGGAGAAAGGACACAGCUACCAACGAGGCACCCUUGGGCCGUGCGCUCUUAGCCCUCCGUACGCGCCACGUCAAGGCAGCUGGGGGAAUCGAACGCUUCCGGGCACGCGGCGGGCUCCGCCCCCUUCUCGCGGUGCUACGGCGAGCGGCUGCAGCGGGUCCCGCCCCUUCCCAGGCUGGCCCAGGCUCCGCCCCCUCGUCUGUCGAGUCAGCGGCUUCUGGCCCCGCCCCUUCUCCGGGCCCCGCCCCCUCUGCUGUGUCGUCAUCGACGCCCUCGCCACCAGCGCGCCUGCGCAAGACGCUGGACUUGGCGCUCAGCAUCCUAGCCAACUGCUGUACGGAAGGGGAGUGCCGGGCUGAAGUGCGCAGACUCGGAGGCAUUAUCCCUUUGGGUGCUGUUCCCCUGCUUGUUGAGGGCCUGACGGCCUGCCAGGACUCACAGUGCCGCCAGAGUGUGGUUCGUGCCCUCCGCAACCUGGCGGACUCACCCCAGCACCGCCUGGCCCUGGCAAAGCAGGGAGUGGUGCGCCCGCUGGCCGAGCUUCUGGCCGCUGCCCCAGACCCUGCGCUGACCUUGGCCUUAGUCCGUGCCCUCCUGGAGCUGAGUCGAGGCUGCUCCCGGGCCUGUGCUGAGCAGCUAAGUCUGGGUGGAGGACUAGGCCCACUGGUCAGCCUGGCCUCCCACCCCAAAAGAGCAGUGCGUGAGGCAGCCAUCCUGAUCCUUGCCAAUCUGUGCGCCCAGGGCCUGGUAAGGCCUGCGCUGGGCAACGCUGGUGCAGUGGAGGUGCUACUAGGUGAACUCCGGCGGCGCCGGGACCCCAGCGGGGCUAGCCCAGCCUCCCAGCAGCCCCUGGUGCGGGCCGUGUGUCUGCUGUGCCGGGAGGCUAUCAACCGGGCCCGACUGCGGGAUGCUGGUGGUUUGGAGCUGCUGAUGGGCCUGCUGCGGGAUCCUCGCGCCAGCGCCUGGCACCCUCGUGUUGUGGCAGCCCUCGUGGGCUUCCUCUAUGAUACUGGGGCCCUGGGCCGGCUGCAGGCUCUGGGACUUGUACCUCUCCUGGCUGGGCAACUGUGUGGUGAGGCUGGUGAUGAGGAAGAAGAGGGAAGAGAAGCUGCUUCCUGGGACUUCCCUGAGGAGAGGACUCCUGAGCGGGCAGAGGCCGGAAGCUUCCAAAGCCUCAGGUCCUGGCUGAUCUCCGAGGGCUAUGCUGCGGGCCCGGGCGACAUCUCUCCCGACUGGUCCCCGGAGCGCUGUCCGCCGCCGCCAGAGCCGGCCAGUCGGGCCAGCCCCUCCCUGGGCCCGACCUCGCUGCGGACGCCCCGCGCCCUGCGCCCGCCCGGCCGCAGCCCCGCCGCCACUGCCCCCGAGGAGCCCUGGGGCCGCGAGGGGCCAGCGCUGCUGCUGCUGUCGCGCUUCUCCCAGGCUCCCGACCCCAGCGGGGCGCUGGUGACCGGCCAGGCCCUGUGCGGCCUGCUGGCCUACGUGACGGGCGCGCCGGGCUCGCCGAGCCCCCGCGCGCUGCGCAUCUUGGCGCGGCUCACCUGCAACCCCGCCUGCCUCGAGGCCUUCGUGCGCAGCUAUGGGGCGGCGCUGCUGCGCUCCUGGCUCGUGCUCGGCGUCGCCCCCGACGACUGGCCCGCGCUGCGCGCCCGGCCCGCUCGUCGCAGCCAGCACCAGCACCGGGAGCUGGGUGAGAUGCUGCUGCAGAACCUGACCGUGCAGGCCGAAUCGCCCUUUGGAGUGGGUGCCCUCACUCACCUGCUGCUCUCUGGGAGCCCUGAGGACCGCGUGGCCUGCGCACUCACCCUGCCCUUCAUCUGUCGGAAGCCCUCUCUGUGGCGCCGGCUGCUUCUGGACCAGGGCGGCCUCCGUCUCCUCCUCUCAGCGCUCACUCGGCCAGCUCCACACCCGCUCUUCCUCUUCUUUGCUGCGGACUCCCUUUCCUGCCUCCAAGGCCUGGUGUCUCCCACUGUGAGCCCGGCCCUCCUACCUGCAAUCCCCUUGGACCUGGACCCGCCCUCCCCUUGCCUCUAUGAGCCUCUGCUGGGCCCCGCCCCCACGGCGGCCCCUGACCUCCACUUCCUGCUGGACUCAGGCCUCCAGCUCCCUGCCCAGCGAGCGGCCUCAGCAACCGCCUCCCCCUUUUUUCGGGCCCUGCUAGCUGGCAGCUUUGCCGAAGCCCACAUGGACCUAGUGCCACUGCGGGGCCUGUCACCCAGCGCAGCCUGGCCUGUCCUGCAUUACUUGCACGGCUGCCGGGGCUGCAGAGCUGCCCUGGGGCCCGUCCCUCCACCGGGCCAGCGCCUGCUGGGCUCAGAGGCUGAGGAAGCCCUGGAAGCUGCUGGCCGUUUCCUGCUGCCCGGGCUGGAGGAGGAGCUGGAAGAAGCCGUGGGCCGCAUCCACCUGGGACCCCAGGGCGGCCCAGAGUCAGUGGGUGAGGUCUUCCGCCUGGGCCGGCCCCGGCUGGCUGCCCACUGCGCUCGCUGGAUCCUGGGGCCGGGGCAGUGCCCACGGAAGCGGGCCCUGGCCCUGGUGGGGCUUGUGGAGGCAGCAGGCGACGAGGCGGGGCCCCUAACUGAGGCCUUCCUGGCUGUGAUGAUGGGGGUAGAAUUGGGGGGCGAGGGUCCCAGCCUCGACGGUUGAUGUCCCCUGGGAGGAGACCCGAGGAUGAGUUGUCUGUGAGGAGUUCUCCCUCAGAGCGGCACAGGAGGAGGCCGAGCAGAAGGGGUCCGCGUCAAGGACCGAUGACAGGGUGGACCGAGACCCCGGGCUGAUGAUCUGAAGGCUCAAGAGUGAGAAGCCAAGGCGAGGCAUGGGGCCCACAAGAUGGAGGACCGCCCACGGCCCCAGGCACUUGGCCUGGCUCAGCUUUCUGGAGUUGGAAUUAAACACUUUGGAGCUGGCUACCCCUGUCGUGUGGUGUCUCUGCUUACCUUCCUGUGGUGGUACCCCAACCCCUUCACCCAUCAAGUAGGGUCCUGUCCCGGUUUCUGUGUCUCAAUACAGGCCACCCUUGGCGUAUAGGAGUUGUUUUCUAAAUUUUUUAUUUACUUAUUUUUGG
This is a messenger RNA of Aethalodelphis obliquidens (Pacific white-sided dolphin), 3671 nucleotides long. RefSeq names its product armadillo repeat containing 5 (gene ARMC5). NCBI's taxonomy places the organism in Eukaryota, Metazoa, Chordata, Mammalia, Artiodactyla, Delphinidae. Gene Ontology annotation, biological process: anatomical structure morphogenesis. Bases 530 to 3253 code for a protein of 907 amino acids. The record is from RefSeq and is a predicted model, not a curated record. The transcript is spliced from 5 exons. Gene Ontology annotation, cellular component: cytosol. Gene Ontology annotation, molecular function: protein binding.